AAGUGAGAACAGAGCCUUUACUGUUUCAUAUUACACAGAAAAGAGGAGAAAGAGGAGAAGAGUUAAUGGUGGGUAAGGGCUCUGGUGGGCUGUGCAGUCAGGCUCUGUUUUGAAUGUAGCUGCUUGUGUAAGUGCUGUGCAGUUGUCUGGGUUUAUGGAUUCGCUGACUGUGGAAAAUGUACUUCUCUAUAGUGGUCCUUGUCCUGACUAAGGCUCUGGUUACAGAGGUAUGUUACGCCCUGAAUGUGACAGUCACCCCUGGGCCUGUUCUCAUUGUAACAGAGAAAGACAACUUGACGUUGUCCUGCCUGGUAUCUCAAAGGAAGAGAAGCAACAGCGUCCUCAUCCUUCGCUGGUUCUUUUCUCCCCUUGCCGCUCCUACUCUCGCGCCUCCUCCGUCCUUUCCACUGCCCUCUCCACCUGCGCCCGUGCCCCCCCAGUUUCUGAUUGUGAAGAUUGGCAUAAAAAAACUGAAGAUGUACGGGAACUACACCCGCCGGUUCCCCCAGCCAAAGUUCCGUCUGCACGAGGAAACCGAGGGCGAGGUGUACCGUUUGCGGAUUUUUAAUGUGAUGGGGAUGGACCAGGGCUUUUACACCUGUAAAGUUCAGGAGAUCCGCAAACACAGAAACACGUGGAGAGCAUCCUCCAAUGGCACCAGCACCACGCAGCUGACAGUGCACUUUACCCCUGAGGAGAGUAGCGGUGACGGACUGUGGCUUUUAUUCGCAGAUGUGUACCUGUGCGCCGUGUUAAUCUGCUCGUUGGGCUUGCUGUCCAUCUUCAUGUUCACGCUUGUCCUAACGUGCCAGUAUUUCCACAGAAGACACAGACUCAAAGCCAGUUACCUUCUAGUCAAGUGUCCAGAAAGCAGCUCAGGAGAGACAGUAACUAGCUCUGGAAGUUCCUCCAGUUCCUCCCCGAGAGCACAAAGGAGAAUCACAAAACAGAAAAUGGACAGAAGAGUACCAGUGACUCCACCUAAACUACCUGAAGAGCCACCACUGCACAUACCACCCAAAGUGCCCGUUGCUGCAAAGAGACCGCAGAAGCCCAGAAGGUUGAAGACUCAGCCAAGGAGAUCUGCAACCCCUCGAGUAUCACAAGAAGAUAGCCUGACAUAUGCAGAGCUGGAGCUGGUCAGACCGAGGCCGGAGCCCCCCACCGCCUCCAGCCCCGACCCCGCACCCUCCAGCCCAGACACUGUGUACGCUCAGAUCCUUUUCCAGGAGAAACAGCUGUAAACAUGAAAACUUGGUGUGUCAAGAUGAAGGCAGAGAUUCAGCCCUCCAAACUGAAACGGGACUAUAUUUAUGAACUAUCCAUAUUUAGCAUUGUUUUCUGGAUCUAACUAUGCCACAUCUGUUGAUGAAUGUGGGUUUGUGUUUGCUCUGUGUAGAUUCAUUCCAGCACAGCAGUUUUUGGGUCUUAUAAUUCUGUUAUUUUGUUUGCUGGCAUCGCUGGCCUGCGAGCCAGAUGUUUGUAGAAUGCUCUUACAAUUAACUAUUCAGUAUAAACUCAGGAGAUUGUGUGGAAGCAAACUGUGGUCCAGGUUCUCUAACUGCAGUGUCAGAAGGCACUGUAACACGCAGCUUUACAUUAUGCAUUUACAACAGUACAUUAUACAGUACUAAUACAUCAUAUAAUAAAUAUCCCAGGGUAUGACAUUCAAA
Mugil cephalus (flathead mullet) is the source of this 1673-nucleotide messenger RNA. RefSeq names its product V-set and transmembrane domain containing 4a (gene vstm4a). NCBI's taxonomy places the organism in Eukaryota, Metazoa, Chordata, Actinopteri, Mugiliformes, Mugilidae. The transcript is spliced from 8 exons. Bases 177 to 1244 code for a protein of 355 amino acids. The record is from RefSeq and is a predicted model, not a curated record.